AUGUUAACAACCGAGGCUCCAGAACAAUUACAGUUCCUACAGUUGCAGCAACAGCAACAACAAACUCAUCCAGCACCUCAAAUGUUUGAUGCUUUUCAUCAGUCACCUCACGGUGAAUUUAAGCCAACUUUCUACAAUCCAUUUGAGGUAAAGCAUAGACGUCGUACCUCUCGUCAACAAUUAAAAGUGCUCGAGAAAGCUUUUAAUGAAAAUCCAAAACCCCAUGCAGCUGUUCGUCAAGCUCUAGCUCAAAAAUUAAGUAUGACUCCACGUGGCGUACAAGUUUGGUUUCAAAACAGGCAUAGCAAUGAUGCAUUAUCUACUAUUUCUAGUCCAAAUGCUGAUGAUUCCUUGGAAAAUUAUUAUUGUGGAACCGCUAAUUCAACAACUAAAUCUCGCCCUAAGCCAAAUAUUGAUCCUUUGAAAACUAGUUGGCAAACUCAAGAAGAAUAUGAUUUGAUGGUUCAACGUCGCCAAUUCGAACAAUUUGGUCCAAAAUAUAAUACAAAUAAUCAUAAUAAUGACUGGAUGCAUUCAAAUCUUUCAUCCGCUACAACCGUUGGUUCUGAUUACAUUUACGACCAUAUUAUUCCACUUUCUACUCCUGCAUCGGCAGUCACUAUCUCUGAUUGUUUCACUGAAUAUACUUAUAGUCCUGUUAGUUCUGUGAUUAGUGAUAAUAAGGAUGGUAAUGGUAGCAUCGCAUCGUCAAGUGAUUCGUUGAAUCCUACAGCUUAUGCACGCCGCAAUUCGUGUCCUGAAUUGAUGGCCUCUAUUCUGAAUUUGAAACUUGGUGGACCUCCUGACGAAAAACGAUCUUUAUCUACAAUCAUUGAAGAUGAAGCCUUGUCCAAUGAUCCUUCUAUGCAUCAAUUCUUAGCUGUUCCUACUCAGUUCAAAAGACGUUUCUCCGAACCAAUUAAUAGGUAUAAUUUUAGUAGCAGUUUUUCUGGUUUUAAUACAGAAGUCAAUUCUGAUUUAAUAACUGAAAUAUCUAAUCUUAAUAAUAAUACCGUUACUCUUAAUGCUAAUAAUGAUAGUCUAACAACUAAUACUACUGACACCACAAACGCUGCCAAUAUAAACAACACACCCGCCACCACAAUACCACAAAAUCACGCAUCAUUUCCAUUCAACUUACACACAAUCUUAACAACCAAUCAACAAAACGAUCAUCAUCCAUUACUUCGUAAUAACAAUGUCUGGCCUUCUGCUACCAGCACUGCUAAUCAUCAUCAUCAUAAUUUAAAAGAACGUCAAAUGUGGAAUUUUCAAUUAGAUUUCAAACAACAAACAAAAUUGCCAAUUAACUCCACCAUGGGUUUAAAGAAUGCCAAUGCUACAUCUAUUAACGUCACUCAUUGGAAUACUUUACCAUCAUCAAACGUUGACAACUCCACAAUCAAUUCAAAUAUGACUAUUCCUAUUACUGAUGACAUGAGUUUUAUGCAUCAUUACUAUGAAACUUCAAAUGAUCAAGUCUAUAUAGAUGAUACAAUAAUCUUACCAGAAACAUUUAAUGAGAGCUAUGAAGGCGAAUCGUUAGAUUUUUUGGUGGUUGGUGAUUGGGGUUCAGCUGGUAAAAAAGAUAAAAAUAGUAAAAACACUACACAAAUCAAUGUUGCAAAGUCAAUGGAGCAUUUUGCAACUAUGCACGACAGUAAAUUUAUUGUGAACGUAGGUGAUAAUUUUUACAAAAGGUUUAAAAAUGAUUAUCAAGGAAUAAAUAGUGUAGAUGAUCCUAAAUGGGAAGAUAUUUGGCUAAAUGUAUAUAAUGGACCUAAAUUAUCAAAGCUUACUUGGUACAGUGUUGCUGGAAACCAUGAUUGGUAUUCAAAUAUAACAGCUCAGGUAGAUUAUAGUUUAAACAAAAAUUCCAGAUUUUUUCUUCCGUCAUUAUUUUAUGUGCGUCGAUCAGUAUUUGGUAAAGAACCUUUUAAAAAGACCGAAACAGCAUGGAUUCACAUAGAUACAAAUGUUUUUGCAUAUGACGUGAAUGAAAUUGUUGAAGAAAAAAUGCAAGGCUUGAAAACCAAUUUGCUUGCUUUUGGGUGGCAUAAAAAAAAAAUUAUUGAAAAAAAAUUUAAAUGGAUUGAAGAUCGAUUAAUCGAAAAUCAAGACGCAAAAUGGAUCUUUGUUGUUGGGCAUCAUUCACUUAUCGGAUCAUGUUCAUCGCAAAAAAAUUUGCCAAGACUAUUAAAAUUACUUGAACAUUAUAGAGUAAGUGCAUAUUUUUCAGGGCAUAACCACGUACUACAAUACAAAUCACCUGACGAAACGUCGCCCUUUGCAAAAUUUGUUUCUGGUGCUGGAUCAAAAUUUGGUUAUGGGUGCGACGAGAGUGAUUGGAUGGCGAUGAGAGGAACUGUCGGAUUUUUACACGUUAAAGUUACAAAUAAUGAUUUACAAUUUGAAUUUAUAGAUUCUACUAAUGCUACUAGAAUUAAAAAAAAAAAUAUUGGUAAAAUCGCGUAUUCUGGCAAAUUAGUGCCUUUUUAA
Entrophospora candida is the source of this 2499-nucleotide messenger RNA. NCBI's taxonomy places the organism in Eukaryota, Fungi, Glomeromycota, Glomeromycetes, Entrophosporales, Entrophosporaceae. The record is from the annotation of a GenBank genome assembly.